AAGCCAAUAUUCUGUUAGAGGUUCUGGAAGUCAAGCAGUAGAACAUGUGAGGUUCUGGAACUCAGUUCUGCUGUUCUGUCCCUUGUCAAUCUUGUGUAUUUCCCUCAGUGAUUCAAACAGAAAAUUGACACAAAAGUCGAUACAAAUCCAACUCUGAUAAAGAGCAAGUUCUUGUGGUAAUGAUUUGUUCUUCAGUGUCUUGUCAGUGGUGGAAGAGAUACUCUGGAGCUGCUGCAAUGUGUCUGGGGCUGCUGUGUGUUCUCCUACUGGCUGGGAUCAUAGGCCUGUUUCUCUACCAGAGAAACCAAUUGACCUGUUCCAACACCCUGACUGAAGAGAGGGACCAGCUACAGACCAGUUUCAACAUCCUGACCAAAGAGAGAGACCAGCUACAGACAAACUACAACACCCUGACCAAAGAUGGAGACGAGUUACAGACUAGCAACAACACCCUGAUCAAAGAGAGAGACCAGCUUCAGAAAGAGAUAGAACGUCUGAAACAAUCUUUAGUUGAGAAAGUGUGUCCGGAAGGAUGGAAGAAGCUUGGUAGCAGUUGUUACUACGUCUCUACUUUGAAAAAAUCUUGGGAGGAGAGCAGACAGGACUGCAGAAAUAGAGGAGCACACCUGGUGGUCAUCAAGAGCCAAGAACAACAGACAUUAGUCAACUGGUUAUGUGGAGUAUAUGGCUAUGUCUGGAUUGGUCUGACUGACUCUGUUUCUGAGGGGACCUGGAAAUGGGUGGACGACACACCACUGACCAGAAAGUAAGACAUUAAUGAAUGCUGUGUCACUAUGACAUCACUGUCUGGAAUAGUAUGUUCAGAAUGGACAGCCUGAUUCUGUGUUGUUUCUCCUACAGGUAUUGGAACAGUGGACAGUCUGAUUCUGUGUUGCUUCUUCUACAGGUAUUGGAACAGUGCACAGCCUGAUUCUGUGUUGUUUCUUCUACAGGUAUUGGAACAGUGGACAGCCUGAUUCUGUGUUGUUUCUUCUACAG
Messenger RNA from Oncorhynchus tshawytscha (Chinook salmon), 999 nucleotides. Its product is annotated as CD209 antigen-like protein A. The coding region runs from base 180 to 770 and encodes 196 amino acids. NCBI's taxonomy places the organism in Eukaryota, Metazoa, Chordata, Actinopteri, Salmoniformes, Salmonidae. The transcript is spliced from 4 exons. The record is from RefSeq and is a predicted model, not a curated record.